CACAUGGGUGCGAUAUGCAUGCUGGCUAGUAUCAAUUUUUGUACAUAAUUGUAUGCGUUAUAUUUGACAGCUCCAUCUGACCGCUUUGGAGAUGCAGGUGUCCAGUAUAAAUAAUGUGAAGAUAUAUAAUCUAAGCCAUGGAAAAUCUCUUCCGGAGUGGAUAUCUGAUCGAAAGAAGAGAGCUUUACAGAAGAACGAUGUUGAUAUCCAGAGGAGAAUCGAGCUCAUUCAGGAUUUUGAGAUGCCAACUGUCUGCACCUCCAUCAAAGUGUCCCGAGAUGGCCAGUACAUUAUAGCUGCAGGCACAUACAAACCGAGGGUUCGAUGCUACGACACUUACCAUUUGUCUCUGAAGUUUGAGCGUUGCUUGGAGUCUGAUGUGGUGGCGUUUGACAUUCUAUCAGAAGACUACUCAAAGCUGGUGUUCCUGCGUAUGGACCGCUAUGUGGAAUUCCACUCGCAGCACGGUCAUUACUAUAAGACUCGCAUCCCGAAGUUUGGCAGAGAUUUCUCCUACCAUUAUCCUUCAUGUGACCUUUACUUCGUUGGUGCCAGUUCAGAGAUCUUCCGCCUGAAUCUUGAACAAGGCCGAUUUCUCAACUCCUUGCAGACAGAUGCAGCUGAAAUCAAUGUAUGUGACAUCAACCCUGUUCAUCAUUUAUUUGCCGCUGGGACAUUAGAGGGGAGAGUGGACUGCUGGGACCCUCGAGUGAGGAGUAGAGUGGGUGUUUUGGACUGUGCUCUCAGCAGCAUCACUGGCGGGACAGAGGUGGAUGGCUUGCCGUCAGUCAGUGCACUAAAGUUUAAUGGCUCUCUGGGUAUGGCGGUGGGCACCAGCACUGGACAGAUUCUCAUCUUUGAUCUGCGUUCCUCACGUCCACUGCUGGUUAAAGAUCAUUAUUAUGGUCUCCCAAUCAAAGCCCUUCACUUCCAUGACCCGCUGGACCUGGUGCUGUCUACAGACUCCAAAAUCAUCAAGAUGUGGAACAGAGAAAAUGGCAAAGUAUUUUCAUCCAUCGAACCUCAGGCCAACAUCAACGAUGUGUGCCUCUACCCUGCUUCGGGUAUGCUCUUCACUGCCAACGAAGAUCCCAAAAUGAAUACCUUUUACAUUCCUGCUCUUGGUCCGGCUCCGCGCUGGUGCUCUUUCCUGGAUAACCUUACAGAAGAGCUUGAGGAGAACCCAGAGAACACCAUCUAUGAUGACUACAAGUUUGUUACCCGCAAGGACCUGGAGAAUCUGGGUCUGACUCAUCUGAUUGGCUCGGCUCUGCUCAGGGCUUAUAUGCACGGCUUCUUCAUGGACAUCAGGCUCUAUCACAAGGUCAAGACCAUGGCAAACCCAUUUGCGUAUGAGGAGUAUCGUAAGGACAGAAUCCGGCAGAAGAUUGAUGAGUCGAGAGCACAGAGAGUGCUGCUCAAGAAGCUGCCCAAGGUCAAUAAGGAGCUGGCCAUCAAACUCAUGGAUGAGAGAGACAAUGAGUCGCGAACCAAGAAGAAAAAGAACAAGGCUUCAGCCAAUCUCCUGACGGACGACCGUUUCAAGGUGAUGUUUGAGAACCCUGAAUAUCAGGUGGAUGAUCAGAGCGAGGAGUUCCGUCUGCUCAACCCCAUUGUGUCUAAAGUGGGUGAGAAGAGGAGGGAAAAACUCAGACAGCUCAUCCAGCAAGUGGAAGAGGAGCAGCGGGGUGAGGAAGAAGAGGUGGAGGGUCGUGCCAGCUCAGAGGAAGAGGAGAGCUCUGAUGAUGAUGAUAAGAGUUGGGUGAAGGAGGUGAGGGAGCAACGGCGCCUUAUACGGGUGGAGGAGAAUGAGCGCAGGUUCAACGAGAGGAAAGAGCGGAGGCAACAGGACCGCAACACCAGCUUACGGAGUUCAGAUCCAGCCAGAAACCCCCAACAAGAAACCCAAAACCAUCCUCGAUUCUAUCAGCUCAAAGCAGGAGAGGAGUUCCGUAGCUUCAGUGACGUGGACCACAAACAAAAGAUGCAAAAGACGUCUCUAGAGGAGCGACUCAAGCGGGAGGAGAGGUCGGGGAUGUUAAACCUCAAUGACACAGCAGUUGGAAGCAAACAGCUGACUUUCACUCUCAAGAAGACGGAGAAGCAGAGAUAUCAACAGCAGGCAGAACGAGAGCAUCAUGAGGAGAGGAGGAAGAUCAGACGCUCUGCAGGACACUUACAUACUAACAGAGGAGGAAGAGGAAGGGGAAGAGGCAGGGGAAGAGGACGAGGAAGACCCUUCUAAUAUGUCUGACAUACAGGACUGUGAAUUAUUAUUAUUAUUAUUAUCCCUGGAGGAACGUGUAUUUUAGUGUGGAAUGCACAAGAUGUUUAAAAGACGGAUGGACACUUCUUUAAAUUGCAAAUGUUGUUAAUGAGCAAGAACUGUUUCGCAUUGAGUGUGUGCUGUUUAUGUGUGUGUACGUCAGACCUCCCUUUUUUCCAAAACAUCUCUCAGUGCAGUCUAAACAGAACUUUUGAUUUGUGAAGAACCAUAAAACAUUUUUAACCACAUCUGUCUGCGCUCUGUCCCAUUAAAUCUGGCCUUGUAAGAUCACAUUGUUGCCAAAUGAUUUUUACGUCUCGUUCAAAAUUUCGUGGCAAUUUCCUGGUGAAAUGAACACUAGAGGCGCUACAACAACAAUGACUUGUAUUCACUUUCACAAAAAACACUUCACCCUGUUUCUCACACAAUGCUUUCACAUCUAUACCCUUUUACUAUAGCGCUCGACUCAUUUCAACGUUUUCAGGGAGGGAGGUCAGUUUUGUUGAUUUAAAACGGAGUAUUACCAUUAAAAACCGAAUUUGUUUGGGAGAAAUGUAACUUUCAGCACCACACAGUGGACAUUUCACCUCGGAACUGCCACAAUACGUUGUGGACCACAUAAUAUCAUUUUGCAAAACUGAUGCCACAGUCACAUACUUUUCACGAGAUCAGGCUGUUUACAUUCACACUACUCAAUGAAUCCUAAAGCCGUAAUUCACUUGAAAGCUAAAGAUUCCUGAAAUGUCUGGCUGACAACGUGGUUUUAGACUUAUAAAAUUAGUUCAACAAAAACAUCAAUACAAAGAGGUUGGCAAAAUAAAGCAGGAGUCACAUGCUGGCCCACAUGGAAUCUGUGCCCGCAGAUUUCUGCAGAAUUUGAAUCACUGUCUACACAUUGCCCUGCCCUUGCUUGUUUGAUGAUUAAAUAUCUAUGUUUUCAAGUACUAAUAAAAGUACUACAAGCUUAAAAUAAAUCUACCAAAUCUACUUACAGCAGCUGCGAGGCGAAUGGGUCUUAUUGAAGCAGACGCGAUAACAAUGGUGGUGAUUCAUGAAAUUUAAAGAAGCCCAAAUCCCAAUAAUCUCUUUAAAACACUUUUACACUUUUUCAACUGAAUUUGAACGAAGCACCCAUUGACAGCAGUUCUUUUCUUGGGUGCCUAAACUUUAUACAUUACCAUAAAAUUACUUUUUAAAAGUGUAAGGACAUACUUUUGUUGUUUUAUUUUAUUCUCUUUCCUGAGAUCCACUUAUGUUAGUAUAGUGUUUUUUUUGUUGUUGUUUUUUUACCACCCUGUCCCUUGGCCCUCUCUCUAAAACGCUCUGUUUUAAAAUGUCUGGCCCUUUAAGACUUUAAUGUAAACACCCACUGUUGUGAUUGGCUAGCAUUCCAUGCAGUUCAUGGUGAUGUUGGGGUGCUUCAAUAGGCCAAAGCAGAGAUGCCGGAUGCCUUCAAAACAGCAAGACAGCGCGGCUGAAUGAAACACAAUGGGGGUCUCCAUUUUAGAGUUAUAACUUGUCAUCGCGUCUUUUAAAAGCAGCACGAGAUGUAUGAUAAAAGUUCUAAUCAUACACGUUUAGAAAAACAUUUAAUUCCAAAUAUGAAUAAGUCCACUUUGGAUGAAUCUCCCAUGACAGGCCCAUCUCGCUCCUGUUGGUAGGGUCAAGGGUGCAAUGAUGAAAAUUAGGUGUUGAUGUCUUGCUGAAGUGACUGUAAUAUGCAGAUAUAUUUGGUCAUUGUGACAUCACAAUUUCCACGAAUUCCAAAUGAGCCGUAUUUGUCCAAUGACCUCUUAUAUGCCAAAAGAUCAAGGAAAUGUUCAUUCCACAUGUCAUGACCCCUUUAAUUCAUUUUAGGUUCAUGCAUUUCUGAACUGCUUAGUGGCCUUUCCAGUCUUUCAGACGUUCUAUCUGUUUAUCUAACGUCAUACUCAAACUAUCAGCCUAUUUUUAUAAACAGUAGUUUAACUCAACCUGUUAGUUUUAACAAUAAAAAAAAACAGAUUAGUUAUUAACUAUAUAGUUACCUUUGAAAAUUAAAGUAAUAGUUGCCAAAUCGCUGGACUUUCAAGACCUUUUCCUCAAAUUAAAAAGAAGAACUGCUUCAACAGAACAUGAAACUUUCAGCUGCUAAUAUUUGAAUAUUGCAAGUAAUAUUGAGAAGUGAAAGCACAGAAUUCCCCGUCCUAUUUGAGAUUUGCUGUUAAACACUUCAUCCUGACCUCUGUUUCACGUUUCCAUUGACUUUAUGGCAUCCAAGCUGCAUGUAUUCUGCAAAUAACAAUAUCAGAUUUUAUUUUUUUAAGAUUGUUUUGCACUUUAAAGUGGCUUGGAUGCAGCAUCAUUUAAAAUCAACAGUUUUCAGUUUCAGAUGACAUUGUAGAAAUGUAUUAUUCACAGUCAGUCAUGAUUAUUUUAAUCAAUGAGAGAAAGUGUCCAAUAACAGGACGGUUACUGAGAUUAAGUGAGUAGUAUUCGGCUGGUCAUAUGAUUCUAACAUGGCAGCCCCCAUGUGUGGACCCUCUCCAUGUAGAAUAAAACAACUUUUAU
Xyrauchen texanus (razorback sucker) is the source of this 4816-nucleotide messenger RNA. It is a transcript of the gene nol10, whose product is annotated as nucleolar protein 10. Gene Ontology annotation, cellular component: nucleus; small-subunit processome; nucleolus. Gene Ontology annotation, molecular function: protein binding. Gene Ontology annotation, biological process: maturation of SSU-rRNA from tricistronic rRNA transcript (SSU-rRNA, 5.8S rRNA, LSU-rRNA). Bases 92 to 2245 code for a protein of 717 amino acids. Lineage: Eukaryota; Metazoa; Chordata; Actinopteri; Cypriniformes; Catostomidae. The record is from RefSeq and is a predicted model, not a curated record. The transcript has 21 exons.